CGGCUCUAUGUCUCGCAUUUCCUAUCCACCUGGAACUCGAGAGUCUUCGAAUUCGGGGCGGUACUCUACAUGGCAGUUGUCUUCCCGGGAACGUUGCUGCCCAUGUCUCUGUACGCUCUCGUGCGUGGGCUAUCUGCGAUUAUCUUUGCGCCGGCAGUUGGCUGGUAUAUUGACACUGGGAACCGGCUCCAAGUCGUCCGAGUAUCCAUUGUCUUCCAGAGGCUGGUCGUUGCGGCAUCUUGCGCCAUCUUCUAUGUCUUAGCGGCCGACGUACAACUUGACUCUCGUGUAAGAGCAGGGCUACUCGCGGUGGUGACGGUCUUUGCCUGCGUGGAGAAGCUGUGCUCGAUAUUGAACAUGGUUUCUGUUGAAAAAGAUUGGGUCGUGGUUGUGGCACAGAGGGACCCUGCAGCGCUUCGAGCCAUGAAUGCUCAGAUGCGGCGAAUUGACCUCCUCUGCAAGCUCUUUGGGCCGCUCUUUAUUGCCACGAUGGACUCACAAUCCUCCCGGUUGGCAAUCGUUGUCAAUUUUGGAAUGAAUGUAGCGUCUCUCCCCGUUGAAUAUCUGGCCAUCGCCCGAGUCUACUACAAGAUCCCGGAGCUGCAAGAGGCAAAGACAUCGCCGCAGCGCAGCAUCGCACCACAAGCAGAGUCCCCUCUAGCAACCCACCCUCCAGCCCAUGAAGCUUGGAAUUCAUUGCUCAAACUGAUUCAACACUCCGCACGGGACUUUUCUCUAUACUUUAGGCAUCGGACCUUUCUCCCAUCCAUGGCCGGUGCCGUUCUCUAUCUCACCGUUCUGAGCUUUGGCGGCCAGAUGGUCACCUACCUUCUCUCUUCCGGCUAUUCAUCCAUGCAGAUUGGCAUUGCCCGAACCUUUGCUGUCAUAUUCGAGGUCCUGUCCACAUGGGUGGCGCCUUGGCUGAUGGGGCGGAUUGGGGCGAUAAGAGCUGGUCUGUGGCUGAGUAGUUGGCAGGUCACGAUGCUUGCCGCGGGAGUGUGUGUAUUCUGGACGUUCCAGCCAGGAGACCCUUUCGUGUCAGCAAGCGGGCUUGUUGCCGGCACGGUCUUGAGCCGUCUUGGGCUGCGAGGGUUUGAUCUGUGCGUCCAGCUGAUUGUGCAGGAGGAGGUCGAAGCCGAGCACCGCGGCGUCUUUUCUUCCGUGGAGGCGGCCUUUCAAAACGGCUUCGAGCUCUUGGCGUAUGCGUCCACCAUUGUCUUUUCUCGCCCCGAAGAGUUCAAGUGGCCGUCGCUCAUCUCGGCUCUGGCUGUUGCAUCGGCCAGUGGCGCGUAUGCCGCCUUUGUGUACCUGCGAAGGGGGCAUUUGCUGCAU
Molecule: messenger RNA, 1332 nt
Organism: Trichoderma reesei QM6a
Lineage: Eukaryota; Fungi; Ascomycota; Sordariomycetes; Hypocreales; Hypocreaceae
Exons: 4
Biological process (GO): iron ion transmembrane transport
Cellular component (GO): membrane
Molecular function (GO): iron ion transmembrane transporter activity
Source: RefSeq, a predicted model, not a curated record